Molecule: messenger RNA, 3105 nt
Organism: Rhincodon typus (whale shark)
Lineage: Eukaryota; Metazoa; Chordata; Chondrichthyes; Orectolobiformes; Rhincodontidae
Gene: xrcc4
Product: X-ray repair complementing defective repair in Chinese hamster cells 4
Exons: 8
Coding region: 131-1156 (341 amino acids)
Biological process (GO): immunoglobulin V(D)J recombination; positive regulation of ligase activity; response to X-ray
Cellular component (GO): DNA-dependent protein kinase-DNA ligase 4 complex; DNA ligase IV complex; nucleus
Molecular function (GO): DNA binding
Source: RefSeq, a predicted model, not a curated record
GUCGCUGUAAAAUUGACCAGAGAAAUGACAGCAGAGCGUCGGCAGCAGAGGAGGCUCACCGUUUAAAUUCAGUGCACUUAGGCCGAGUCUGCUCAGUGUGGUCAUUAAAGAACCUAAAACGAACCAAGCAAUGGAAAGGCAUGUUUGCAGAAUCUGGCCACUCUCCUCACCAGACACUGUAUACUAUAUGCAGAUAAAUUGGGAGAAGGACCUGGGAAGUGGUUUUACAGUGACUCUCUGCAAUGGAGAACAAGCUUGGAGUGGAAGAGUGUCAGAAAAUCAAGUAACAAUGGAAGCAAAAGAGGCUGAAAUGGACAGAGAAAAAUAUGUUGAUGAACUUCGACAAGCACUGACAAUGGGUGAAGAAAGGGUGAAAACCUACAGCUUUGACUUUUUUAAGGAUAAUGACAAGGACGUUUUCCAUUUUUUAUAUGAAAAACUUAUGCAAGACAUCUCAUUUAAACUUGGCUCUGUGGAAUUGCGAAAAGUCUCAGACUCAACAGAAGUCAUUAAAGGACUCAUCGAUUAUGUAUUGCAUUGCAACAGAGAACUCCAAGACAAAAAUGAACACUUGCAGCAAGAAAAUGAGAGACUGUUGUGCGAUCGUAAUUACAGCUUGAAAGAAUUGGAGAAAUAUGUAAAGGCUAAAGAAGAGCUAGAGCAAGACCUCUAUUCACGUUUCACCCUGGUGCUAAAUGAGAAAAAGGCCAAAAUUCGAAGUUUACAGGAAAAUUUAAAGUGCAUUGAUGAGCAAGUGAAAUUCAACAGUCAGAGCAGGAGUGUUGCUGCUAAUAGCCAAGAAGUGUCAGUACCUGAGGAAAAUUUUGAUUGUAGCACUAUUGAAGAGAACAAAGGCCAUAUUUCUGAAAAUAGAAUCUGGUCUCAACCUUCCAGGUCAACUAAUGCCCCAGCGCAAAGCGAUCCUAUAUGCAACACCCUACAUGAUGUAGUUGACGUAGCACCAAGUCGAAAACGAAGGCAUCGACUUCCACAGCAGAAGAAUAAAGUGGAAGAAACCUCACAAGAUUCUCAAGAAAAGAGACCGUGCCCAAUGAGCUCUGCCUCAUCUGUAAUCCAUCAUCAAGAUGAAGAGGAAGAAUCACAAAAAACCAUACCAAACACUGUUGAAGCGGAUGAUCUCUUUGACAAUAUUUAAAAUGUCUAAGCAUGGCAUACACAGAGAACAGCAAAUAAAUCAAGUGAAUAGUACAUCUGUGAUGUCAUCAUGCUAUGAAAUACAAUUAAUUGUUUAAGAAGCUUUAUUGUAAAAAACACAUUAUAUGAAAUCUACACCUGUAAUUUCCACUACAUAGUAGUUACACCUUUACCACUUGGGUUCUUUGAAGGUUUAGUUUCUUAUUAAAUGUAUAGAAUGAACUUAUUUUCCUACAAAUAUGAUCUCUUUCAAAUCACAUGACACAAACCUUCCUCAUUUGUUGUGAUCUAUAUACAAAUGGGGAGCAAAAGUUUGAAAAUCCAUGCAUCUUGAACUUUACUACCAUGCCCCAUAUGAUUUUUUUUAAACUGCAUCUUUCAGAAUAUUCUUCUCAUAUUGUCUAAUGGGAUUAGUUGCAGUACUACUAAAUAAAAAUGAAAGUAAGUUUAAUAUGAAUAAGAGACAAAGCGGCUGAAUUUGACAUUGCAUGGAAAGAAGCACAUUUGACAAGAACUGCAAAGUAGGUUUAACUCCAGAAUAAUAUAGAUUUGAAGGAUGUUGCUACAGGUUGGCCAUUCCUCUCAAAGUAACAUGCUUAGAAAAAGAAUGAAUGUUCAAGUAUUGAAUUCAAGCUUUGGCUUCGUAAGGAUGUUGACUAAGGUUAAUCUUAAUGUCUCAUUAUUACUGUCUUCAAUGCCAUCUUUAGCAAGUUUAAUUUAUGUUUACCUCUUGGUAAAUGUAUCUGGCAGAGUUCCAGAGGACAUAAUGUAAAAGCAACACUCAAUAUCUCAGUGUUGACAGUUAGAGGAUUUGUGAUGUCUAACAGGUAACUGUAAUUCCUAACAUCACUGUCAGUAGCUGGCAGAAAUCAAUUAGUUCUGUAAGCAUAGAAAAUAGUGUUGCUAAUGUCAGCAAAAAUACACUGGCUUAUAAAAUGUGUUUUUCUCUGCCAAGUUAGCUGGUAAAAUAAACCAUUUAAAAUAAGUAACAAGAUCUCCAUUAAAGUAAUAACAAAGGUAAUUUCUAGGCUGUGGAUCUCAUUGUUAUAUCAAGAGUUUCCCUUGUUGAAUCCCCUCUCUUGGAACAUAUCUUAGCAACAUAUUUUGGUAUAAUAUGUCCAUAAAGACAGUAAUUUCAAACACAGUGUGCUAAAAACACCAUCUAUGAGGUGUACCAGAUUAUGUUUAUUAAUAAUAGUUAUUGGUUAAUGCACUCUUGCAAAUCCAAAUUUUAUCUCCGCCUUUGCUAACGGAGCAUCAGCUGACAUGUAGUGUGGGCUUAUCUAAGCAGUUUAACUGUAAUGCCAAUCUAACUGAUAUGUAAUGUAGAUGCAUCCUCUGCUCAAAGUCAUGGAGGCAAAUGUUUGAACAAGAAGACAUUGUUAGAUUGACACCUUGCAUUGUAUGAGAGGAGAGCACAACAAAGAGACUCAAGUAAUAGACUAAAAUGAUCACAUUAUUUCAAAAAAAAGCUUUGUCUUCCCCAUUUUUGAGAUAUAAAUAACCACAGAUUAUUAUCAUUUUACUUUGCUAUGAGCUAAAAGAGCACUAUUCGUUAUUGGGUUUAAAGAGCCCUACAUGCUCUUAGUAACUACAAUGUAAUGCUCAACUCUAAAACAAGAGUAGUUACUUACAGUCAUUGCACACCUUAUCCUCAUAAUUUUAGCCCUGACUGAACUUUCAUCUCCAAAGCUACUUCUCAACCAAAUUGACUAAUUAAGGGAAUUAACAGAUACAGCAGUUUGAGGAUAGCUUGAAACCUGUUUAGGAAACAAUUGACUGACAUCUCUCUCACUGUUUUACAUCUCUUUUUAUUGUUGUAUGAAGUACUCACCGAAUUUGAAUAGUGAUGAGUACUAUUCCUUGUGAAGAAUAGUUUAAACUCCAUUUACAAGAAGAUAAUUCAUUUUGGGUAGUGAACUUUGCCAAAAUAAACUUGCUGGAGUAGUA